Messenger RNA from Ceratotherium simum simum (southern white rhinoceros), 569 nucleotides. NCBI's taxonomy places the organism in Eukaryota, Metazoa, Chordata, Mammalia, Perissodactyla, Rhinocerotidae. The record is from RefSeq and is a predicted model, not a curated record.
AUGUCAGAGCACCGUGCCGUGACCAAAAAUGCGGAUAUGUUGGAGGAGAUGCAACAGGAGCCAAUGGAGUGUGCUACUCAGGCAUUGGAGAAACAUAACAUAGAGAAGGACACCGCAGCCCGUAUCAAGAAGGAAUUUGACAAGAAGUACAACCCCACUUAGCACUGAAUCGUGAGGAGGUACUUGGGUAACUAUAUGACACGUGAAACCAAACACUUCAUCUACUUCUACCUGGGCCAAGCGGCCAUUCUUCUUUUCAAAUCUGGUUAAAAGCAUGGACUGUGCCACAUACCCAGUGAUCCACCCAAAAACAAGGACUGCAGCCUAAAUUCCAAAUACCAGAAACUGAAAUCUUCAGCCUUGCCUAAGGGAACAACUUCGAUCUUUGAACCUUUAUUGUGUUGUUUUGUAUAGGGUAUUCUCUAUACUAGUUUGUGGUUAUAAAACAAUUAGCAAAACAGCUUACAUUUGUAUUUAUUUUCUAUUCCAUACCUCUCUGCCCCAUGUUUUUUCUCCUCACAUCCACUCCUUUCAAAAAAAAAAAUAAUAAUAAAUCUGUUAGAGAAGUG